GGAGCUGGAGAUUGCUGUGUACAGGAAGGACUGGCGGGCGCUGAGCGGGGUGAAGUUCCUGCGGCUGGAGGACUUCCUGGAUAAUCAGAGGCAUGGCAUGUGUCUGCAGCUGGAGCCCCAGGGCCUGCUCUUUAUUGAGGUGACGUUUAUCAAUCCUGUCAUUGAGCGGCGCUCCAAACUCCAGAGGCAGAGGAGAAUCUUCCCAAAAGAGAAAGGGAAGGACUUCCUGCGUGCGGCUCAGAUGAACAUGAACUUUGCUACGUGGGGCCGUUUGAUGAUGAGUAUCCUGCCCCCCUGCAGCUCCCUGGAGCCCAUGAGCCCUCCCUUAGCUGGCCAUCUCAAUGGCCCCCCAUCAGCAAACACUUCCCCGCCACGGUAAGACUCUGUGGGCCAGAAACAUCU
Notothenia coriiceps (black rockcod) is the source of this 402-nucleotide messenger RNA. RefSeq names its product serine/threonine-protein kinase N3-like. The record is from RefSeq and is a predicted model, not a curated record. Lineage: Eukaryota; Metazoa; Chordata; Actinopteri; Perciformes; Nototheniidae. The transcript has 3 exons. The coding region runs from base 98 to 379 and encodes 93 amino acids.